This is a messenger RNA of Amphimedon queenslandica, 1470 nucleotides long. RefSeq lists its product as uncharacterized. The record is from RefSeq and is a predicted model, not a curated record. Lineage: Eukaryota; Metazoa; Porifera; Demospongiae; Haplosclerida; Niphatidae. The coding region runs from base 159 to 1172 and encodes 337 amino acids. The transcript is spliced from 7 exons.
UGAAGCGUAACAAAGAUUCAAGACCAAGUGCUAGUGAAGUAUUAGAUGAUCCUUAUUUCAAGGAAGAUGAUUCACAAGAUACCGUACUUUUAUCACCAGAUAAAGAGCCAAAGCAAAACUCAUUGGAUAAUUUAUAUGAUAAACAGUUGUAUCAUGUUAUGGUCAAUAUAUCCCGUUCACUGCCUGAGUUCAUAGUCGAUCAUUACAUGAGAUUGAUGGCAGUCGUUGGUGUGAAGUCGGGUAUAGAACCUGAUUGGUCGCUAUCAAGAAGGUUUUUAGAGUUAUACUCCACCCACGCAUCAAAGAAGUCUCCACAAGUUGCUGCAAGUUAUGUGUACAAGAUACUGACUGGCCUGGGGUAUGAAGAAAUGGGUGAAUUCAGUGCAUACCGGUACCUGCAUACUGAAGUGGACAUUGACUCAAAAGUAAAUGAGAAAUUGGAAAAGAUAAUGAAAUUCAGGCCAGCUGUGAUUCAAGUUGUACGUGAACUGGGUCUUUGGUUACAUGACUAUCAAGUGGAGCGUUACCGUAUGGUUGUUACUCUACUACGUAGAACUGCUUUGGAUUCUAACAAGUCCUUUCUUGAGCUUUUCAUGGAUUUGACUCAAGAACUCGGGAAAUACCCUCUCGCUGUUGCAAUCACUGUUGGAGUCCUGGAAAGAUCUGAUUGGGGAGAUACAGGGAAAUUGAAGCCGUUUUCAUUACCAAACUUUGAUCUUAACACGUCUUAUCCUGAAGUUGAUCUCUGCCUAACAGUUGCUGGUUACUAUGGUUACAUGAGAGAUAUAGACUUCAGCAAUGCUAAGAUCUACACCUCUGUGGUUCAUCUCAAGAGCCAAAAUGUAUCCGAUAUGAGUAGAGUCCAGUUUACACGGUUACUGAUGGAGCGUGGUGUUGUUGAAGCUGGUAAUGUCUCUAAAAUUGAAGAUAAAGAUCGAUAUCCUCUCUUCUUUAAGAAAUACAAACAGAGAUGCAAAGGACCAACCAAGGUGACUGCUCCAGCAACUGAUGAGACAGUGCCAGUCCAAGAGAGGAAAGCUCAAGCCACUUCAGAUCAAAGUCGAUCAACUUCAACUGAUCAGCCAAGCUUCUUGACUGGAAGCAGGAAGUACAAGAAGUACCUGGUACUACCACACAAACCAAUAGAGGACCAACACUACGUUCACGUUUAGAAAGACUCUUUACUUUAGGGAACUUGAUAAUUUAACAUACCAAUGGCCUUAUAAGGCAGCAGUAAUACUGGAAUAUGAUUAUUGCAGUGAAAAAUUUUUAUGUAAAUUUAAUAAUUUUUAAUAAGUUUAAUUUUAAUCAGCCACUCCCUAAAAUGAAUGUAUUUCAAGCCUUCAUAAGCAGUGUCCAUCUUGAUGGGCACAACUAUGGAUUAGUGACCAUACCUCAGUUUAUUAAAGUGAUGUUGGAUUGACUAUAUGGACCAUAGCUUUAUAUUCAUCAACAGCAGCUGCUAUUAAA